This is a messenger RNA of Rhodotorula toruloides NP11, 2511 nucleotides long. RefSeq lists its product as uncharacterized. The record is from RefSeq and is a predicted model, not a curated record. Bases 1 to 2511 code for a protein of 836 amino acids. The transcript is spliced from 2 exons. NCBI's taxonomy places the organism in Eukaryota, Fungi, Basidiomycota, Microbotryomycetes, Sporidiobolales, Sporidiobolaceae.
AUGGCGGCAUCUCCUGCCGUACAGGCACCCACUCGUCCCCCUUCGCUCCCUUCUCUCGCCGCGACAUUCGGUCCCUUCCCUUCUCCUUCCCAUCCCGCGCACCAGCACCACGCAGAGUACCCAACCGCGCCGACUAGUGCGAGUUCGACGAGCUCGACCAUCGAGAGCAGCGCGCCUCUCACGCCCAAGGACUACCUCCCUCCGAUGCCGUCCCCUCCUCCCUCGACCACUCGUUCCUCGACACGCAGAUCUCCAUCGAAACUCAAGAGAGCUGACUUUGCGGUCGCCCCGAUCCCCCCAUUUCGAGGAGCGCCAGGAGAACGACGACUUGGCGCGGCGACCGCUCCUCCGACCGCCCUUCCUCCCAUUACGCCCUCUUCGGCCGUUCCUCCUUCUCUGACGAAGAACGACCGACGAGUGUCGUACCCCUCCGUCCUUGCGGCGCCCUCGGUCUUUUCCGUCUUCUCGCUCCCGGCACCAGGACCACCGAGCCGUCCUCCCGUCCCGAACGGCAUCACGACGGGACUUGGGAUCGAAGGAGUCGGCGUUGGUGCAGCAGAAUCGAAGGAGGCGCUCGUCAUCGAACGACUUGGCGAGGCGCCGAGUGGCGGAAAAGGAGGGCGCAGGGGCUCGCUCAAGAGGGUUCUUGUGUCGGAUGAGGAGGACCAGCUCGCUCCUGUCGUCCAGGCGAAUGCGUCUGGAAUGAACGGGCGCGACCCGUCAUCCUUCCCUCUCCCGCUCAAGCGCCCUCCUUCGCUCCCUCGCAACGACUCGGCCCCCUCGCUCGAUCGGCGUCGUGCCGACUCCUCUUCCCCGAAGCACUCGCUCGGCCAAACCGGCGAAGGAGGGAGAGCGGGAGGGGCAGGAGGAGGAGGAUCGCCGACUCUGUCGAACAAGCGACCGAGGACAAGGCUCUCGCCUCUCGAGUCGCUCGCCGAUACCGCUACGAGCAUCCUCUCUGCCUCUGCACCGGCAAGCUCGCAGCACAACAACUCGCACACCCAGCACGCGGCGGGACCAGCUUCCUCGUCGUCGGGAGUUCCGAUCUCGUCACUCCUCAGCGGACCGACCUCCUCGUCGGCGACCUCGCCUUCUUCGGCUCUCGAGGCGUCCAAGGCUAUCAAGGAGCAACAGCAGCGCGAGAUUGAUCGGAGGAGAGAAGCGGCGGGACUCGCGGCUGGACCUGCGCCGGGCAGCGUGCAGGCGGCGCUGGGAAAACUUCGCGCGCAGCAACAGGCUUCGACGGGUUCGACUUCGUCUUCGACGGCAGCGGGAGGAGGAGGACUCGCGAAGAGGAGGGGACACCGUCCGCCAGCCGUUGCGACCGGUUCGUCUGCCGCGCCCGCCUCGCACCGACGAAACGCCUCGACCUCGCACACGGCGCCAGCGCACGACUUUGCGCUCCACCACCCUCCCCUGCGCAGCGCACCGGCAGUCGAGAUCCCCUCGGUCCUCGUCGGGUCUCCGCUCGAAGCGACGUUCGCUGCGAGAGCGGCAGCAGCUCGCGAGGCACCUCAGAUGCGGCCUAGUGCGUCGUCGUCUGGCGCUCCUGCGUCUUCAGGAAAGAAGGACUCGAGGAGACAGUCGGGCGGCAAUGUACAGCCUCAGCCGCCGCUCGUCUCGUCGAGUUCGUACUAUAUCCGCCCAAAUCAGCCUCUCGGUCCUGGAGUCGCUUUCCCGCCUGCUCCUCCAUCGUCUACGUCGCCAAAGACAUCGACGGCUGGCGGCCGGAAGGAUGACCCGAAGCAGACGGGUCCGCGGUUGCCGCCCAUCUCGAGGAUGACGAGCGGGUCGCGGGUUCCCCAGCAACAGCAGCAGCAGCAGCAGCCUCCGCCUCCUCUGCCCGGGCUCUCGCACAGCUCGCAGAGCGCGUUGGCGCACUUGCCAGGCUUCUACCCUCCCCCGCCUCACCACCUCCCGGCUUAUCAACCUCACUCGCCUCUGACCUCCGCUCCUCUCGGUCCGGCGCCAUCAACACCUCUCUACCCACCUCAUCCCUCUUCUGCGCCUGCUCCCGGCCCAGCCUCAAAACAAGCCUUCCUCGGCCUCUUCUCGACCUUCUACGACUCCCUGUCCGACUCGCGCGUCUUGACACACUCGCUCGACUUCCAAGUCCAGCGCGCGAAUGCGGUGUUGUCGACGCUGCAGCAGGCGGAGGGACAGCUCGAGGCGCUUGUUGAAACCAGGGUUAGCGAGGUCAGGAGGGAGUGGGAGGAGAGGUGGACGGGUGUUGAGGAGCGGCUUGCAAGGCUGGAGAGGAGCGCCGGGUUGAGGGCUGCGGAUGGGUUUGCGGGAUUGGAGGAGCGUUUGGCGAGGCUCGAGAGGCUCGGGAACCUCGUCACCGCCCAGCAGCAGGAUCAGUCGGUCGGGCAGUCGAGUCGAAGAACGAGCGCGAGUACGGACAGCGGGGUGGAGGGCGGGACCGAGGGUAGCGUCACGAGCGUGUCAGCAGGCGGAGGAGCAGGAACUGCGCCAGGCGAGCGCGAGGACGAGGAGAUGAGGCAGGUGUGA